GAAUGGCCAAGAUGUGGGAAUCCAUGUGCAUACAUCACGACAACCAACUGAAGAUCGUCACAGACCUCAAAUCUCUUGAUGUUUCAGGAGCUCCCAAGGAAACCAGCAAACAUCACUAUGAGCGCACUGUCCAGCUUUGGAACGUUGUUCAAGAAUGGCAUUUGCAAUUUGAGAAGCUUGUGACUAAUCAGAAACAAUACAUCCAAGCCCUUAAUAGCUGGUUGAAGUUAAAUCUCGUCCCCAUUGAGAGCAGCUUGAAAGAGAAAGUGUCGUCACCGCCAAGAAUCCAGAAUCCCCUGAUUCAACCCCUCCUCCAUUCCUGGCAUGACCAUCUGCAGAAGCUUCCUGAUGAGCUAGCCAAAAGUGCAACUUCCUCCUUUGCUGCUGUGAUAAAGACCAUCAUUGUUCAUCAAGAGGAAGAAAUGAAGCUGAAGGAAAAAUGUGAAGAAACCAGGAAAGAGUUCUUGCGUAAGAGCCAGGCAUUUGAGGAUUGGUAUCAGAAGUACAUUCAACGUAGAACUCCACUUGAUGAAACAGAUCCCGAUAGAGUUGCAGAAGCUAAUCCCAAAGACCCCAUUUUGGAGAGGCGGAUUGUGGUGGAGAGCUUGAAGAAGAGGUUAGAAGAGGAAAUUGAAGCUCACCAAAAGCACUGUGUUCAGGUGAGAGAGAAGUCAUUGGGCACUCUCAAAAUUCGGCUGCCUGAGCUCUUCCGUGCUAUGUCAGACUACUCGCAUUCUUGCUUGGAUGCUUAUAAAAGUUUGAGACUAGUCACACAAUCACAGAACCCCAACGGUGGUCGUUCAUGA
Messenger RNA from Ilex paraguariensis (yerba mate), 806 nucleotides. The record is from the annotation of a GenBank genome assembly. Lineage: Eukaryota; Viridiplantae; Streptophyta; Magnoliopsida; Aquifoliales; Aquifoliaceae.